Molecule: messenger RNA, 426 nt
Organism: Penicillium alfredii
Lineage: Eukaryota; Fungi; Ascomycota; Eurotiomycetes; Eurotiales; Aspergillaceae
Exons: 1
Coding region: 1-426 (141 amino acids)
Source: RefSeq, a predicted model, not a curated record
AUGAAUGAUGACGAAUCAGCUAUCAGAGAAGCAGACUUCAGACCGCAGCAGCAACCGAAAGUGGUCCGUCUCAGAGAACCUCGCAACCCUACCUCGCAGCAGUCGACUCAGACCGAUUUUGUCGACUUGGAUGAACCUUUGGAUGAAGACUUGCUUCUAUCCCCUACCAGAACUGUCGAUCUUGAUGAAAUUGAGGAUUUGACACUCCCUUCUGACCCUCUUUGCCCUACCUCUGAUGCUGCUAGCUUCCAAACUGUCGAAGACAGCAUGACUGACCUCACAAGAACCAUGCCAGGCGCGCUACACCUCAGUUCUUCCCCACCAGAAAUUCCAACGCAGCGAAUCGCCCGAUCGAUGAAGAUAUCGUCCCCUCCACCUCCUCCACCUACGCCGAACCCUCCUCGAACCGAAAAUCGACCAAUCUGA